This is a messenger RNA of Aspergillus tanneri, 1041 nucleotides long. Its product is annotated as bZIP transcription factor. The record is from RefSeq and is a predicted model, not a curated record. NCBI's taxonomy places the organism in Eukaryota, Fungi, Ascomycota, Eurotiomycetes, Eurotiales, Aspergillaceae. The coding region runs from base 1 to 1041 and encodes 346 amino acids. The transcript has 5 exons.
AUGAGUGGAUCGCGCAUUGAGCGAAAACGAGCUAUUGACCGCAAAGCGCAACAAGCCGUCCGGGAAAGGACCAAGAGCCGAUUCGCGCAGCUAGAACAGGAGCUAGAAUACUACAAACAGUUAAACCAAAAAGAUAACGCGGGCGUUUAUGAGGAACUCUGUCAGUUGCGCGAAGAGAACAAAUUACUGCGACAAAAGUUGGAGGCUGUUAAGUCUAUUGUGUCUACUGAUGAAGCACCAUCGGGUGCUUCAACUAUAUCUAGCUGUCAAAGGCUUUCAACCAGUCGAAAUGAUCCAGGAUCUCUCACACGCAAUGCCUCGCUUACUCGCGAAAGGGGCCGGGAUCAACCCAUGUUAGCAGACACCCUAAAGUCAUCUCAGUUUGGAUUUAGCCUUCAGGACCAGCCAACCCUUCGAGAGACGGCUGACAUCUACGGCCAGAUACACGGGAUCAGUCCCAUCCGUGCUGCAGAAGUGGGAAACGCCGAUAUAUCACUAAUAGUAAAAGCUAUUAACGAGGGCUGGCAUGCUCUGGGUCACUCUGCAUACGAGAAUCCCCUGGUCCGGAUUCUCCAUGACAUUGAUCAAUCUUUCUUUCCCCACUCCAGUCAGGUACUCCGACUGGCAAUCAUGUACAAGAACUUCCAUCUUUUAAAAUACUUUAUAUCCCCCAAAGCCGAGAAUAGGAGACGACUUCCGCACUGGAUUCAGCCACGGACUCCUCACCCUACGACUGAAGAUGCGGUUAUCGAAUUCUUUCCAUGGCCAUUCGUACGCGAGACACUGACGCAAAACUUCUCGCGCUAUGGGGUGGACAUAGGAUUUGCGAAGGACUUCCAACGCUGUUAUCGGUUCUAUUGGCCCUUCCCAUUCCAAAAUGCAUUCACAUUCGACGCAGAAUCUCAGACUUAUCGGUUCAAUUCUUUGUUUGAGAAUUUCUGUCGGGACCUACGGUCGUGGGGGAUUGAUAGCAACUUUCUUGAGCUCUAUCCUGAGUUUGCAGGCGGUUUUCAUUCCCUUGCCUCCCAAGAGUUGCUCUGA